This is a messenger RNA of Stegodyphus dumicola, 1500 nucleotides long. Its product is annotated as putative ammonium transporter 3. The record is from RefSeq and is a predicted model, not a curated record. Gene Ontology annotation, molecular function: ammonium channel activity. Gene Ontology annotation, cellular component: plasma membrane. Gene Ontology annotation, biological process: ammonium homeostasis; ammonium transmembrane transport. NCBI's taxonomy places the organism in Eukaryota, Metazoa, Arthropoda, Arachnida, Araneae, Eresidae.
AUGUAUCCAUUUGUCAUAAUUCCUCCCCAAACCCCUAAACCAGAUGAUGCAACUUGGAUUCUUACUGCUUCCUUCGUUAUUUUCACCAUGCAGACAGGAUUCGGGCUUCUAGAAUCAGGUGCUGUAUCCAAAAAGAAUGAAGUGAAUAUAUUAAUGAAGAAUGCCGUGGAUGUCGUUCUUGGUGGACUUUCUUACUGGAUGUUUGGCUAUGGAUUACAAUAUGGACAAGGACCAGGAACCUCGGCAUUUUGUGGUGUUGGAUCGUUUAUGGUAGACGCUGACAAUGAUGGGGGAGUGUUCGCAACUUUCAUUUUUCAGUUAUCCUUUGCCACAACCGCAACGACUAUUGUGUCUGGUGCAAUGGCAGAAAGAGCAGAUUUUAAUGCUUAUAUAGUAUUUUCUUUUCUAAAUACAAUUACUUACUGCAUUCCAGCUGGUUGGAUGUGGGGUGAACAUGGAUUUUUGAAGAAGCUUGGAGCCAUUGAUUUUGCUGGAUCUUGCGCAGUCCAUUUAACUGGAGGGGCUUCGGCACUUGUAAGCUCUCUGCUGCUUAAACCAAGGUUACACAGGUAUGAUCAAGGUACCAGCUCUUUGGCUAUGGGAGAUCCUGGCAAUGCUAUUAUUGGAAUGUUCACAUUGUGGUGGGGAUGGUUAGUAUUCAACACAGGCAGUAGUUUUGGCAUAACAGGAAACAAGUGGCAAUAUUCUGGAAGAGCAGCUAUUAACACCAUCAACGCAUCUUUGGGUGGAGGAAUGGCGGCACUUAUUUUAACGUACAUCAAGAAUCGCAGAUUUGGAGUCAGUGAUACAGUGAAUGGAAUUCUAGGUGCCUUGGUGGGUGUUACAGCUGGAUCUGCUUUCUUGCGACCAUGGGAAUCUGUGGUUGUUGGUAUAGUAUGCGCAAUAGUAGUAAAUGCUUCAGCUCCCUUCCUUGAUAGAAUGAAAGUUGACGACCCAGUAGGAGCAGUAGCAGUUCAUGGCGUUGGUGGAAUAUUGGGGAUGGUUGCUGUUGGUUUAUUUGUUGAAGCUGAUCCUCUACUUAAUAUGACAAAUGGGUUAAAUGGAGUGUUUAAAGGCGGCGGCUUUUAUUUCUUAUUAGUCCAGCUGCUUUCCUGCGUUUGCACAGCAUCUUGGAGCAUGUUGACUACAUUUAUAAUAUUAAAAGGUAUCAAUUUAGUAAUCACUAUUAGGAUGAAACCACCUGAGGAACUGCUGGGUGCUGACUUCAAUGAACAUGAUAUAUACCAUGAUGGAUACGAUUAUAAAUCAAUGACAGCACAAUUAAUUAGACAAGGUUACCAAGUGCAUACCUUGCAUCCACACGUUCUACCAAGAAGCGAAUGGGAUGAAUAUCUGAUCGAAAAAUAUCUACCACUUAUUCAAAAUGAUCAACUCAUAAAUCAACGAGCUAUGUGGACAAACAGAUCAGAAAAUGCAGGAGCUUUCAACGUAAUCAAGAAACGCAUGAAAUAUUGCUACAAAAGAUGUAUUAUAUCCUAA